Caenorhabditis bovis is the source of this 2796-nucleotide messenger RNA. The record is from the annotation of a GenBank genome assembly. NCBI's taxonomy places the organism in Eukaryota, Metazoa, Nematoda, Chromadorea, Rhabditida, Rhabditidae.
AUGGUGGGCCCGCAGAAGCGGCGAAACCACAAAAAGACGCAGCGAACUUUAUGCGAGGCGCCGGGUGGAAAAUCACCAAGGAGUAGUUGCGACGGCAGCUCGAGAAUGAGCGAGAGAUCUAAGCGGUCGUGGAGCCUGACCGACGGCAAAGAACGCGGAGCCGCGCAGAAAACCGCCUUAUGCAACACCGACUCAAUUGGCGACACCCAAAUUCGUAAUAGUCUCACCACCAUUCAAACGGCACCACUCGAUGCCGUUAAUUUGAUGGUCACACGUGCUGGUAUACUCUUAUUUCUGCUCUUAUUCGUUGGUAAUUCAAAUUCGGAAUGCGUUGACAAAUAUGGCAACACGGCGAUAUGCAAUAGUAUUCAAGAAUUCGCCGAUGACACAAGAUUCCAUGACGACCAGUAUUACUAUCUGUACAUCAAGGAUUGCACAAAUGACACCCUCGAUUUUGGCAACGUUUCAUUUUCAAAUAUCGCAAUGGUAGAAAUAUUCUGCCCAGUGACAAGCGUCGUAGGUGAACUUGUUGUCGCAUUCCCUAAUGCCAAGGGUUUCGCUUUAAACCAAUGCGUUCUCAAGCACUUAGACUGGCAAACGAUCUACACUCGAAAUAUGAAGAAUCUAUACGUAAGAGAAUGUCCGUUGAGCUGCGAAUGUCUCAAUCACUGGGCGACGCUGAAACGAUUCCCUGGAAUGGAUGGCAUUCCCGAUCAUUUCUACAAAUGCAAACCGGAUUGUAUUUUUAAUGAGCUUGUCACAAAACAAACGCGAUACGAGCCGAAAAUUGGAGAGGACAUACACAUUUCUAUUGAAAUUCACGGAUUAUUCACUAACAAGACAUGGACGAAAAAGCAAUACUUUACGUUCGAAGACGCAAAAUAUGAGGAUUAUACGAGGGAGAUUGUCGAACGUGUCAAUGAAACUCACGCCGAACUUUUUAUCAGAAAUAUCACCAAUCGCGAUUUGAGAUAUGUCUACUUCAUAUGCUACCAUUGUCUCAACUUUAAGUAUCAAACAUUUCAAAUUCUUGUGCCCACUCCUCCAGUCCUAACGUUUUACCCAAAAAUGCGGCAGGAUCCAGGACUUGAUCAGCUUCGAAUUCGCGCCCAUCCAAUAUCUCCAAUGAAUUUGACCAUUACUCGGCACGAUUUGAAUAUAACUGAAACACACGAGAUAGAAGCUAAUAAGGACCAUCGAUAUUUCAAAAACUUUAUUGUUCGCGACUACGGGAAUAGGAAUUCUUUAAAAGUGCUUCUGCGAAUGUUUUCCGAUCCUCAUCAAGAUACUGGAUUCGUUCACGGCAAUGCCAGUUUUACCGUAUGCACACCUUCUGGAUGCACGACGAAAACGCAUUUCAUCAAUCACGCGGGUCCUUAUGAUGCGAGUGUAUACCGUCCAUUUGGAAUUUACUCAAAAAUUGCACAUUUUCAGUCGAUUAUUACUAAAAAACCUUGGCACAUGUUGACAACGACCACUGCUGAGCCGAAUAUCGCGUCACAUCUGAGCACCAUCGUUUCAGUUAUCUGGGUGUUCCUCAUCUUCGCCGUUUUGUUAACCUUGGGAAUUUACUUAUUUGGCAUGCGCAAGCCAAAGCGAGUACCCGUUAUUCAACUACAAGAAGAAAGGAGAGUCGAAGUAGUAGCAGUAGAAAAAGAGGAAGAAGAACAAGAAGAAGAAGAGGAAGAAGAAGAGGUUCCUGCGCCUACUCGAAAUCCACCUUCAAUUAGGAGACCAAGUAAUGAAACCGAACAAACGUUGUUAAAAUUAGAAGAGCAAACGCCCAUCAUUGCUCUAGACUACGUUAAUCGAGUUAUUCCAUUUAUCAAUAGCAGUAAUGUUCGAAUUAAAUCAAUUAUUGGCAGGGGAGCCUUCGGCGAUGUUUACUCCGGUAUUUGGGACAAAACAAAUGAACCAGUUGCCAUUAAAACACUAAGACCCGAUGCUGCUGGAGACAUCGAGAAAGAAGCAAAAAUUGCAUCGAAAUUAGAGCAUCCAAAUAUUGUUAAAUUCUAUGGUGUUAUGAUGGAUAGAAAUCAUCUCGUGCUUGUCUUCGAAAUGAUGAAUCGCGGCGAUUUGCUUUCAUAUUUACGGAAUCGCACACCAAAAGGUCACGGAUACAAUCAAUUUCCACCGCCAUUGCUGCUCAAAGAACUUGUCAAAAUAUGUGUUGAUGUGAUCACCGCUGUCAGCUAUUUGGCCUCGCAGCAAAUUGUGCAUCGCGAUAUUGCGGCCAGAAACUUUUUGGUGUCCGGAGACGACGAUCAAAAAAUCAUUUCCUCUUUAGACCGACCCCCAAUUAUUGUAAAGAUCGCUGAUUUUGGAAUGUCAAAACAACUCUACUGCGAUAGGAGCUAUUAUCCGUUAUUUGGAGAAAAUGCCAUUCCUUUGAGAUGGCUUGCACCUGAAUCUAUUCGAAGGCAAAAAUUCGAUCAUAUGUCUGACGUCUGGUCUCUGGGAGUCACAUUAUGGGAAAUAUUUACGUACGGCAAAGUUCCAUAUGAGCAUCUUUCAAACCAGGAGCUGUCACAUCAUGUCCAACAGCUUCUCCCAUUUCAUCACGACAUCAUUCCGAAUGAGUUUUAUAAUAUGAUGCUAAAAUGUUGGGAGUACGAUGCGAAUAAGCGGCCAACUGCUGAGGAUCUAUUGGCGGACCCCUUAUUUGCCGAGUACAGACGCGCACCAACCCAGCAGAAUAAUGGGGCAUGCAAGACGUCGCCUACAAAGAAUGCUGAUGAUUCAGAGGUCUGCGGGAAAAGUAAUCCAGCAGCCGACGUUGAAGAGCAUACAGUUUGA